Molecule: messenger RNA, 2873 nt
Organism: Hydra vulgaris (swiftwater hydra)
Lineage: Eukaryota; Metazoa; Cnidaria; Hydrozoa; Anthoathecata; Hydridae
Biological process (GO): signal transduction
Cellular component (GO): cytoplasm
Molecular function (GO): protein binding
Source: RefSeq, a predicted model, not a curated record
UACGACAAAUCGCAGAAAAAGUGUAACAUGAGAAGUGACAUAAGAAGGCUCUCAAUAAAUGGGUGUUUGGUAUUGUUUUUAAGUCCAAUAGUAAUUACGAUUGUGUAAUAGACUUCUCCUUCAAGAUUUCAUUUUUUUCAUUUGUCAUCAAAAUAAAUUUAGUUAACAAGUGCUUCCUUUUAUAAUUGAAACAUUUGGAUUGUUAUUGAAAUCAACUAGAGAGGUUAAAAAUACAAUAUGGCAAGGAAGAGAUACUGCUUCACAAUAUCGCUGAUGAUGUUUAAAACAUAAAAAUGGGUCAAUGUUGUACAUAUUAAAAAAAUAUGAAAGCACUGUUUUUAGCCAAGCGUUCAAAUUAAAGUUUAGUGAUAGUGUUGGAGUAGAUUGGAGAACUCUUGGCCGUUGGUUAAAUAUUGAAGAAAAUUAUUUAGACAUGAUUGAUCAAGAAAAUAUAAAAGUUAAUGCAAAAGCAUAUUCAAUGUUAACUAAAUGGUUGCAAAUGAAUGACAAUCCAACACUUGAUGAGUUGAUAACAGCUUUAAAGGAAAUGAAUAGAGUGGAUCUAAUAAGAAAAGUAGAUGAAUUCACAAAGAAUUUAGAUUCACCAGAAAUAUCUUCAGGAUUUUCUGCUAACAAUGAGAUUUCAGAUUCACCAGAAAUAUCUUCAGGAUUUUCUGCUAACAAAGAUUUGUCAAGAGUGUCUGCGGAACUAAAACAAUUUUAUUUUGAAAAUUAUGGAAAAAUUAGUGAACUUCAACCACUAUUAAAAGCACCUGCAAAUGUUGAUCUAAUGCAUAAAUUUGUUGAUCUAUGUAUUGUUAAUUCAGCAAAGCCACAAAUGGAUGUUGUUUUUAGUGUUGAACGAAAGAAAUUUCUUGAAAAGCAAAUGUGUUAUACACCAAUUCCAUAUAGUGAACUAUUUAUGAGCGAAAAAUCAGUAAUAUUAAUAUCUGGAGUUGCUGGUAUCGGGAAAACAUGGCUGCUUAGAAAAUGUUUGCUUGAUUGGUCAAACAAUUUAAUUUGGAAAAAUGUGAAACUUGUAUUUUAUUUAGAAUGCAGGAGGCUAAAUCAGUAUGAAAAUGUUUCUAAUAUUAAUGAUUUACUAAGCUUUUUCUACAAAGAUAUUAUAAGUAACUUUAAUAUUAGUAUUUGCACUGCACUGUUUAUAAUUGAUGGAUUAGAUGAGUUUAAAUAUUUCAAUGAGUUAUUAAAUCUAAGAUUAAAUUGUAACUAUCCGAUUGUUAAUGUUUUAGCAGAAAUUAAAAAAUAUAAACAUUUAGUUGCUGGUAGAAAUUAUGCCAUUGAUCAAUACCAAAGUAUAUAUACAGAUCAUAGUGACAAGUUAACCAUUCAAAUAAUGGGGUUUAAUGAAAAUGGAAUAAUGAAUUAUGUCGAAAAUCAUGUUACAGAAGAAAAUAAAGAAAUUGUAAAAGCAACUUUAAAGGAAAAUCCAAUUGCAAAAGCCAUGGCUUCUGUUCCUUUUUAUUUAUCUUCUAUGUGUAAAAUUAUCAGUAAUAUAAAAAAAAUAAGUACAAGGAAUAUCUUAACAAUGACAGAUUUGUAUGCAAACAUUUUUUUAUACUUUUUACAAAAACACAUCAUUAAAAGCAAUGAAAUGAUUUAUCAGAUAAUGGAAAACGAUUCUAAUAAAAUAUAUAUUUUAAAUAUUUGUAAAAUUGCAUAUGAAUUGUUUGUUGUAAAUAAAGUAAUUUUUUCGAAAGAAGAACUUCAAACUUUUGUUGGUGACUUUAAUAAAAAUGAAACUUUUUUUGGAUUUUUGGAAAAGAUUGAAACAGAUCUGGGAUGUUAUUAUCAGUUCGCUCAUUUGACAAUAAUGGAGUUUUGUGCAUCUGUAUAUGCAUUUAAUUGUUUAAGUAGUGAAGAAAUUUUGACCAAUAAAAAGCUGAAUAGUUGUUUAUCAAUGAUUUGUGGAUUAUCUAAUACUAGUCAAAAUAGUUUAUUAAAGUUUCUUGUUAACCUGAAUCCUUCCAUAAAUCCUUCUAAUCCUUCACAAACUCCCUAUAAAAAAUCUAUUCAAUCUAUUCAAUUUAUAAAGAAUCUAUUCAAGAAUUCUUCAAAAAAGUCUAAUGAAAAAUACAUUCUUUUGCAUUCUAUUUUAGAUCGUCUGUCUAAAAGUAUUUACCCUUUUUCUUAUGAUGUUUCUAAUUUAUUCUACGAAUGUUUUUAUGAAAGUCAAUCGUCAUUCACUGAUGAAAUAAAAUCACUCGUUAAUAAACAAAAGUUUGGUAUUUCGAUUGACGAUGGAAAAACUUCUUACGCAACUUCUUGCGAGAAUUAUUUCGUAAAUAAUUACAUACAAUAUGGAGGAAAGUUAUGGUUGUUAAAUGUUGAUAAAGAUAUAUUAAGUGAUGAAGAAAAAAAUCUUUUAAUUCGAUGUUCAACCAAUGUUCGAAUUGUCACCAUUCGUCGUCCAAUUAAUUUCGAAGGGUGGAAACCGAAAGAUAAGAUUGAAGUGUUGUGGAUAUGGAUCUCAGGUUAUAGAGUAACAAAAAAAUAUUUUGAAGAAAACUAUCUUCCUUGGAUUAAUCUUUGUGAAGAUUUAGAACUUGAUCUUCACUACGAUAUUGGUCUCAUUAAAGAGAUUUAUGAAUGGAUUCGUUGUUCGAACAUCAAGAAGUUUGGGAUCAAGUACCGUGAACGAUAUUAUCGUACCUUCGAUGAAUUAAAUGAAUUUUCAGGAACAAAAUUGUAUCCAACACCGUUGAAAGUAUUACCUUAACCUCGAUGAAUUAACUUUAUAACUCGAAAAAAUGUUAAAUAUUUUAAAUAUAUAAGAUAAAAACAAUAAUUAUAAAAUAUUAAAUAAAAUAAUUAAUGUAUUUUUAAAUAAUAAAAAUAUUAAUAAAUUAUAU